GGUCAUUUGUACUGUAUUUAUAGUCGAACAUGAUUCAAUCACUUCGAAUGACGUAUUGUUUGAAGGCUACCUCUCUCGAUUUAAUACCAGGUAUUUGCCUGCCUUAGUCUUUUCUACACGUCUACAAGCCUCCAAUCUUCUCGCUAUUUCUCUUCGAGAUUUCCUGAAUCAUUGAAGGAGCCCUUUUUUUCCAAGAGAGAUUUUACCGUCCAAUCAGAGAUAGCGAUUAUGGAUCUCUCAACUUUUCAAAACCUACACACUUAUCUUGAAGGCAGUCCAAUUUUUAACCACCUAAUUUUAUCGCUAGCAUUGUCUUAUAUUCUUGGCGGCCUGAUGAUGAUUUAUAUCCCUCCACGAUAUUCCUGGAGAACAGGUCCAUUUACACUCUUCUAUAUCUACGGUUGCGCCACUUUAUACUAUGGAAAAUCAAAUGUUGGUUCCUAUUCACAUUUCACAAGUCAUGUGCUCGCAGGCCAAAUACUAGGCACCAUUAACUUUGGAUUAUUUAGAUUAGAGUCGCCACAUUUGUUUGCUGCAACAUCCAAGCAGAGACUUAAAUGGGCUAUGGAUGCAUAUCUUAACCCGAGACAGAUCGGAACGACUUCCCAGCCGAGAAACCUGCCGCUAUUCCCAAUAAAGAAACUCGCUCACCUGACGGAUCCGAAUGUCUUUGUCAUUAGCAGAUUACUCAUGGCAUGGUUUCACUAUCUUCUUUGGAGGAUAGUAAAUCACCUUCAAGAUCAUUAUCAAGCUCAUCUCCAGGUUGGGGAUUAUGGCCCGGAGAAAGAGACAUUCUUCCGGAGAAUAUGCCACGUUACCAUACGAGAGAUAGGUAUAAGAAUAUCAUUACCUGUGUUGUGGAUCUUGCCUGAGAUCCUUAGCGUUUCUGCCUACCAUUAUUUUAUAUCUGCAGUUGCGGUGUUCAUUGGUGGUGCGAAAGCUAUAGCCGGCUGGAACUAUCCUGUCUAUGGAUCAUUGACAGAAGCAUAUGCCAUCCGAAGAUAUUGGGGGUAUGUGAUGUUCCCACAAUACUAUACAACAUACGGUCUAUGCUAAUCUUGUCUUCAUCCCUAGUAUUGUUUGGCAUCAGUUCCUGCGUCGCGAUCUUAUCGCUUGGGCAUCAAUUAUAUCGUCAAAGGUAUUUCGAAUUCGACAGAAUUCUGAAUUCAACGGAUUUACCUUGCUAUAUCUGGUUUUCUUCGUCUCUGCAUGUAUGCAUGCCAUGAUGUAUAUUCCAGCAACAAUGAAAGAUCCAAAUUGUGGAGUAGGUCACAUAUUUCAGUGGUAUUCUCUGUGUGCUUGUGCAAUUAUUGUUGAAGAUUUUGUUCAGAAAUGGGGAAAGAAAGUGCUGAGACGUUACGGAUUGCGGAGAGACUCGAGAUUGCAUUAUUGGGUUGGAUAUCUAUGGGUUUGGAGUUUCUUUUCUUGGAGUUUACCCAAGGUCGUCUUUCCAAAGGACGAUUGCGUGCCUUGAAAAGACUAUCCAUCCUCCUGAGUAACUUCAAAUCUGUUGAGCCAGCGACUUGGUACCUACCUCCUUAGUACUCAACGGCUGUAUAUGUAGAUGUCCAAAUAUCAAUAAUAUUCAAAAAGCUUCUGAGGAUGUAUAAUCUCAAUCUCAUUACCCUUCGUAAAAUCGCAAGGCCCA
Botrytis cinerea B05.10 is the source of this 1648-nucleotide messenger RNA. RefSeq lists its product as hypothetical. The coding region runs from base 229 to 1056 and encodes 275 amino acids. The transcript has 2 exons. The record is from RefSeq and is a predicted model, not a curated record. Lineage: Eukaryota; Fungi; Ascomycota; Leotiomycetes; Helotiales; Sclerotiniaceae.